Tricharina praecox is the source of this 469-nucleotide messenger RNA. RefSeq lists its product as uncharacterized. Lineage: Eukaryota; Fungi; Ascomycota; Pezizomycetes; Pezizales; Pyronemataceae. Bases 7 to 252 code for a protein of 81 amino acids. The record is from RefSeq and is a predicted model, not a curated record. The transcript has a single exon.
CAUCGAAUGCAUGCGGGUGCGGGCAUUGCCUGCUGGUAUGUACUCUACAUAAUAAUCCGCUCCACAACUCCACAAACUCCACUCGUUGCUCGUUGCUCGUUCUGCCCUACCUACCAAAGGUACCGUACCUACCAUCUGUACGUACUCUACCUAGAGUACACGCCUACGUUGUCAUCACGUCGCUCGAGCUUUGGAACGAUGCUUACUCUACCUAUGUUGGAAGGGCAGCCAGCCAACCAGACUUUACUUUAGACUUGUUUUCUUCUUUCUUUUAUUAUUUCUUCUUUUUUCUCUUUCGGUAGAAGUUUCGGUACCUAGAGCAGCGGAACCGUGCUUUUUCCUUUUUUCCUUUUUUCCUUCACUUUCCCUCCCUCCUGUGUUUCUUUGCUUUGUCCGCCUGUGCAGUGUGCGCCGGCGGUUCCGUUGCGAGACGGCGCGCGCGAUGUGUGGUGGUGGUGGUGCCGUGGUG